Prorocentrum cordatum is the source of this 1605-nucleotide messenger RNA. NCBI's taxonomy places the organism in Eukaryota, Dinophyceae, Prorocentrales, Prorocentraceae. The record is from the annotation of a GenBank genome assembly.
AUGGCAGGCAUGGCGCGCACGUACAACAACAUCAAGAGCUUCAAGAAGGCGCUCGACGCGGCGACUUUCGACACGAGGGAGGAGUUUCUCGCUGUUGUCAAGUACGCCAACAUCGAGGACAUGUCGCCGUAUCCGAAGGACCCCACGACGCCGCUGAUGGUCUUUGCCCAGCACUUCGGCGUGGUUCCCGAUGAGUACUGCUGCCAGGAGUGCGGCUCUGAGUUCACCAUGAAGGUCAAGUCUGAGACGUCUGACCGCGCGGCGCGCUGGCAGCGGCGGGGCCCUCGGCACGACCGCGCCAGCUGCUGCGACGCAUGCGGCGACGUUGAGAUCUCAAUGACGAAGGGCACCCUGUUGGCAGACGUCAAGGCGUCAAACUGGCUCCCAUUCUUCGACUGCAUGGUCAUGUGGGCCCAGGAGUACCCGCACUUGAAGAUCGUCCACGAGCUCGGCAAGCAGCACAACGUCGCGGGCCCCUGGAUGGAGAAGUUCCAGGAUGUCGCCGCGUCUUACAUCGCCGACAAGAUCUCCCUCCCGAAGCUGCACGAGGCCUUCAAGAAACUGGCCAAGGCCAGUGGCAAGAAGAGCGUGAAAAAGACUAUCUCCAAGAAGAAGCAGGCCAAAUUCAUAGUGCAGGCUGACGAGGUCUUCCUGAACAAAUCCAAGGUCAAGAAGCAGCGCGGCUUCACGACGAACCACUUCGAGAACCGUUGGUCGGUCCUCAAGAGGUGGCUCAAGAAGCGCCUUGGCGGUCGCCUGCCGACUACCUCGGAUCGGCGGAAGUGGGCCCGCUGGGUGACGGAGUUCCAGUACAGGAAGAACGUCACAAAGACGCACUCGGUCGAUGACGGCAACACCUACUCCCUGCCGACGAAGGCGUUCCUCUCCCACGUGGCGGAGACCGAGAUCGUGACCGUGAUCCCGACCGCAAGUACAGUCCCGAACGGCGGGACCGUGACGACCGAGGAGAGGGACGUGACUACCUGGUACACAGGGAGGUACGAGACUUUCGUGAUUUUCGUGAUGUCCGUGAUCUCCGUGACUAUCGUGAUAGACGGGACUACCACAGCCGAGAUGGCCCUGACUACCGCGAUCGCUAUGAGGAUCGCCACCGGAGCUCAGGAACUGGCAGCAGUGGGUCCCGAGUUCAAGGCGACCCUCAAGGACAAGCAGGACAGGAUUGAGGAGAUGAAGCUGCGCAAGCAGAGCAAGUACGUAGCUCAGGCGAUGAAGUCCAGCUUCGGGGACAAACUCUCGAAGCUGCUGGAGUCUGCGGACACCGAUGGCAAGGCAAAACUCAAAGAGAAGGAAUGUGAUCGUGAGGCGAGUCCGACUCCUGUGGCUCAAGCACCUGACAGUACGGCGCUCAUGAAACGUCCUGAGUUGGGAUGGUUACAGUCUUUGGUUGGUGCCAAGAAGCAGUUACCGAACCGUCUCACCUGGGCACAGGCAGCUCAGGUCCUGGAGGAGAGGAUGUCGGACAAGAUGGUGGUAGCCCAGGUCAACAAGUGGAUCCAGGCCCACUUCCCGAAGCGGGCGGUGCCCGUUGCGAAGGCCCGCAGGAUCAACCUCACCCUCGGAAUCAUCAAUGGGAGUGCGCUCUGA